Solea senegalensis (Senegalese sole) is the source of this 2694-nucleotide messenger RNA. It is a transcript of the gene rgs14b, whose product is annotated as regulator of G protein signaling 14b. Gene Ontology annotation, molecular function: GTPase activator activity. Gene Ontology annotation, biological process: signal transduction. Lineage: Eukaryota; Metazoa; Chordata; Actinopteri; Pleuronectiformes; Soleidae. Bases 176 to 1924 code for a protein of 582 amino acids. The transcript is spliced from 15 exons. The record is from RefSeq and is a predicted model, not a curated record.
GCUUGGCAAGACUUCCCUGACAGGCAGGAAGUGACAGGGAGAACAAGUGGUGAGCUCUUGAGAUCAGCGUGUAUAAGAAGUGUGCAUCAUGUUUGGGUGGAGCACUUUGUUGUGUCCUCUGACAGUGAAACACAUCGCUUCGGAGUCCAGCUUGUAAUCUGGUGUUGGGCCCAUCAUGGCAAAGAACUGCAAAGCUCUAUCGAUCCCUGUUGGGCACAUGAGCCAGGCAGUUUCAGAUGGAGAACUGAACAUGUCUGCACGGGGCUGUGGAGGCAGCAGCUGCAGUCUUCCAGGGACUCCGGGCGGAGAGGCCAGCCCUGCCAACAGUGUGCUGAGCUGGGCCGUGUCAUUUGAGAAGCUGUUGGAGGACCCUUCUGGGGUCCGUUACUUUACGUCCUUCUUGAUGUCCGAAGUGAGUGCAGAGAACAUUUUAUUUUGGCAGGCCUGUGAGAAGUUCAGGAAGAUCUCGCCCACCUGCAUGGAUGAGCUGAAAAGAGUCGCUCGCUCCAUUUACAACACCUACCUGUCUGACAGCGCUCCAUACUCGGUCAACAUUGACGACACUGCCAAGACAGAGGAGAAGGACCUGGAUCAGCCCACACCUGACAUGUUCCACAAGGCUCAAACUCAGAUAUUCAAGCUGAUGAAGAUGGACAGCUACAGGCGCUUUGUACGCUCCCCUCUUUACCAGAAGUGCACGUUGGCGAGUGUAGAAGGAAAACUUCUUCCUCAGCUCUCUAACGAGAAGACUCGCAUGGGAUCCUGGGAGGAUGUGGCUACGAACACAAAGAAUAAAAAAGCAGACUCCAACAGUUUACCAGGCAACAAGAAUGCCUCAGAGAAACAGAGGCAGAAAAGGGGAUCCUGGGGAGAUACAUCCAUCGUCCAGGGCGCACACUUCCAUAAAGACCCCCAUAUGUCGGUCAAGUCGACCAGCAGCGUGGAGCUUGGUUCCCUCUACAGGCAGACAGACGUCAGUGCAUUAAAUGGCAAGUCAAAUGUCCAGUCUCCAGAUCAGGGAAGUGGAGGCGGGAGUCGUAUUGAGGUGGAAGGAGGCUAUUGCUGUGUCUACCUUCCAGAUGGCAGUGCCUCCCUGGCCCCCACACGUAAUGGCCAACCCAUCAAAGAGAUGCUGUCCAGCCUGUGUGAGAAGAGGGGCUUCCCACUCAAGGAUGUGGUCAUUUAUCUUCAUGGGAAGGACAAGCCUUUAUCACUGGACCAGGACUGCUCUGUGCUUCGGGAUCAGCAGGUCUCUCUCGAGCUCAGGGUGAUGUUUGCUCUCGAUAUUGCCUUCACCGGUAAGAUAGUGGGAAUCAUGGUGAAGUCGAGUAAGACGCUGCAGGAUGCUCUGUCUAUCGUGAUGCAGAAGCACAACCUCAGGCCACAAGAGGCUGUGGUCACCAUGGUUGGAAGUGAUGAGCCCAUAAACAUGAGCGGCACCGUGUUCAGAUUAGCCAAUAAGACGCUACGACUCGACAGAGCCAAAGGAAAAGACCAGACCUACGUUUCCAGAGGCAGUAGUUCUGCUGUAGGCGCACAGACUGGAGGAGCGAGUGGAGGCGGCGUGGAGGCCACUUCAUCGCUGCAGACCGACAAAACCAAGACUCAGCCCAAGCCCAGUAAGAACCGCGACAUGGAGGGGUUUCUGGACAUGCUGACCAGAGCGCAGUGCUACAGGGUGGAUGACCAGCGAGGCCUUUUGACAAAAGAGCAGCUGGAGGUUCCGCUGUUCCUGCAGAAGUCUUCAGACCAGGGGCAGGAUGCAGAGCAAGCAGAGCCCAGUUUAAACUGCUCUUCCUCCACAGAAUCCACUGAGGAUUCGGGGGAUAAGACCUCACCGUCUCCGAGUCUAGCCGGUGCGGCCGAGGGAAACUCUGGCACUGCCGAAUCGGAACCUAAAGACGUAAGGGAAACGUCGGUUUGAAAGACUCUGAUUGGUUUUGGAUGGACAAGGAUGCAAGAACAUUUUGGCAAGAUGCCGCCAAUCAAAAACUCAUUUAAGUCUGAAAUUGUUAAGCACUUUUACAAAAAAAAAAAAAGAAAUUAAUGAAACAAGAAAACAGUGGUUUAUGAAUAAGCUUUGAAUCCAGCAGCAUCGCUGCUGCUGAUGAUUGGCCUUUUGAGGCAAAUUGAAAAGAAGGCAAGCAGUUUUAGUGUCAUCUAAAAACACUACACAUCCAUGCAGGAAAUGUUUGCUAUGAAUUGUUUAAUGCACCCAAAUGUAUGAAAAUAAGUUUUAGCUCAGCUCAUCACCCUGAAACCUGUGUUUUAAAUGGCUUCUCUCUCAUACUUAAUGCUAUACAGUGUGAGGUACAGCUCAUGCUUUUCUUUAAACUCUAAAAUGUGUCUCUGCAGGAACUAGUGACUUUUGCACAAUUUGUGUUUUCUUCAUUCCUUUUUAGACGACUUCACGUUUUAUGCUUUUAAUGUUUUAAGUAACUGUUGGUAUUCUGUCUGCCCACUUGGGAUUUUGUGAUGUGUGUUUGUGAUCCUGAGAUUACGUUUGGUUUGCUGUGUGAUGGCCUCUCACAAAACCCUGCUCAAGUCACGUCUUCCUGUCACUUUAGAUUGUAGUCGCUCCGGUUCCUCACCUUUUUUUACGUGCAAGUACAUGUUUCACGGGGGUGACUGAGAUGUUGUGAUAAUCAGAAAUCUCUGGGAGCAGCCAAAGAAUUAAAAUGCUUCAUGGUGAAA